This is a messenger RNA of Phytomonas sp. EM1, 958 nucleotides long. Lineage: Eukaryota; Euglenozoa; Kinetoplastea; Trypanosomatida; Trypanosomatidae. The record is from the annotation of a GenBank genome assembly.
UUCGUUGAGUCAGAUUAGCGAUGGAGAGUCUUCUUGCGCUGGCAAAAAGCUUUCACAAGGGCUUCUACGUCUAUAGAUCUAAGUCAGACUGUUUGCGGGUCCUGCGGGCGACACAGAAGUUGUCGCUUCCAUGGUGGAAUCGGCGUUGCACUGAAUUUGUCGAAACCCUUGAAAGCAGCAUUGAGUCAGUCACGGAUGCUUCCUUUUCUUCCGGGACUCGACAACCUAUCAUUGUUUUAGAGGGUCUUGAUGGGGUCGGGAAGACAUUAAUAUCGCAUACGCUAGCCUCCAAGUUGGAAGGUAUCCCUCUUCACACACCGCCAUCUGAAUGGUCUGACAUUCGCCCGUUGUUCCUCAAUCAAGACAAUGCUUUAUUACGUGCAUUCUACUCAGGCUCUAAUUAUAUUGCCGCUUCUGGCAUUCUUCAUGCCGCUCAGGAGCGGGUCGUGGUCCUGGAUCGCUGGUGGUGCUCUACAUGUGCGAUGGCGCUGGCUAAUCAAUUCACGACACGUACGCUCCCGCCUGAGGGUGAUGCCGUUUACGAGUGGCCUUCGGAUUUACCGAAGCCUAAUGUUGGCUUUUACAUAUUUGUGGACGAGCAGGUUCGGCGUGCUCGUAUACGGAAGCGAGCUCCCGAGGAUUCCGAGGAGCAGCGACUGUCAGCAGAGUCUGAAAUGAGAGCUGCGGCAGCCGAAGCUUAUCGUCGAACCCAUCUUCUGCAUCCGAUAGAAGCUCCUAACUAUCGAGCAGCAGUAAACAGUAUCUUAGCGUUCUUGACGGAGCGGGGUAUCCUCCACUCAGGGGUUCCGUUUACCGACUCUGAGUUAAGGGAAAUCAGCUCUUUUUAGGAAGCGUUGAAACUUCUCCAGAUGCGCCCAUAAAAUAUUCGCUUAAAUUAGGCGGGCAGAUAGACAUAAUUCAAGGGCCUUGUGCUUAGUCUACUUUAUCCUUCCUUCAU